Molecule: messenger RNA, 3025 nt
Organism: Stylophora pistillata
Lineage: Eukaryota; Metazoa; Cnidaria; Anthozoa; Scleractinia; Pocilloporidae
Product: prolactin-releasing peptide receptor
Biological process (GO): G protein-coupled receptor signaling pathway
Cellular component (GO): plasma membrane
Molecular function (GO): G protein-coupled receptor activity
Source: RefSeq, a predicted model, not a curated record
UCCUCCUGUUAAUGACAGAAAAUGAGCUAGUGUCGUGCAGACCGAAAUAUCGAGUGUGCCCGAGCAAUUAAAAUAACUGCACCUUUAGGGUAUUUUAAGAAAGGCUCUCGCAAACUAGUCGACAUCUUGUGGUAUCAUGAUUUUCUGUAAUAUAAGAGACUUCAAACAUUCUCUAGAACUUGGAACCAUAUGGAUUAUGAUGUUCUUACUCUGUUUUUUUUUUUUUAUACUGAAAACUUUUUUCUUGUUUAAAAACUCUCUUAACGUAACUGUAUUGUACUUGGCUUUUGUAUCCUUGACGGUUACCAAAGUGGGUGAAGCUAACAGAAAACUUAAUUUUUUUUCCUAAAAAGGUAGCAGAAGAAAAAAAAAAUUAACCCAGUUUUUGUUUCCCUUUUAACUGCCACAUUUAGACUAUUUGCUAUUUAGGCCGAGAGACAGUUUACGGGAGGUUAUCAUAGACAAGAGGAAUCGAAAAACUGAAUCACAAGAAGCCGUAAACAUUUCACCAUCGAAAUGAACGACAGCUCAAGUGUAUCAGUGGCAAAUGCAUCAAUCGCUUCAUCUAUUGUUCCACAAGGUUUCUCUCAGGAAUUCAAAAUUGGUAUAAUAUUUGCGUAUGCCGUUGUUUUUACCAUCGCUUUGCUCGGUAAUUCAAUGGGGUUGUUCUUGGUCUUAAGGAAGUCCUCUUCUGCCAGCAUCACGAACUUGUUCAUCGCCAACAUGACCGUUGCAGAUCUGUUGUUGACGGUGACAAUCAUGCCGCUUCAGGUUGCUAAUCUUUUCGGGGGUGACGCUUGGAUUCCAGGAAUAUUAGGAAACGUGACAUGCAAGGUAGUGUUCUACAUUAUCCCAGUUUCAAUCGCUGCAACUGUGUUCACGAUGAUGUUCAUUUCCUUCGAUCGAUUCUACGCCAUAUUCUAUCCAUUCAGAGAGAAGAUCUUCCGCAAGCCAAAAAUACUGUCUGCCACAAUUUGGAUUCUAUCUUUAGUGCUGAUGAUCCCAUAUCCAAUAAUGUACCGAGUUCAGUAUCGUCCUGAGUUGGACACGCAUCUAUGUUUACAAUUGUGGCCCUGGCAAGACGAAAACGAUCCCACAUAUGCUGAAACCUAUCGCGUACUUAAGAUCUUUCACAUCACGAUUUUCAUUGUGCUGUACGCAUUGCCUCUUUCUAUAACCACCUUUGUCUACUUCUUAAUUUGUCGAAAAUUAUGGCUGCGAAAGAUCCCAGGAAAUGUGACAAACACCAAUCACGCCGCGGCUAAAAAAUCCAAACGCAAAGUUGUGCGGUUACUGGUCCUGAUCCUCUUAGUAUUUGUAAUCUGCUGGUUCCCAAGUUAUGUUAAUCAUUACAUUUGGUACGUCCGACCAGACCUUAGCAAUUUGUUACCAGGUGAAACACUGUUUUGGUUCAUAUGGCUAGGGCACGCAAACAGCGCAAUAAAUCCAUGUCUUUAUAUUUUGCUGAACAACAAGUUUCGCAAAGAACUCUUCAUGACAAUGACUUGCUGUUCAAGUUUUCGAGUCAGGCUAGCACGCUUUUUGUCCGCUUUGUCACAAAAUGAGGAAGAGAACAGUUUUACAACUGGUGGCACCAUGUGGAAAAUGAUGUCGUUUGGUCGAAUAACAGCUUACACAUUGCCGCAUAGUCCCUCAGAGAAACAGGAAAGAGGGCACACGAUUAUGGCCUUGUCACAGAUGAGCAUCAAAGAGGGUAACUCGUAUCCAAAAAGUCCUCCACCUCACAACCAAAAUCAAAACUCCUCACAAAACACUUGUCACAGCGGAGACGACGUGCUCCAAGUGUACCAUUCGUCUUAAAAGCUGGUUUCUUGAUGAUUUCCCGGGUUCAUAGUUGCAUCUUUGAAUGGCACAACAAAACGUCAGCCGUUUUAGAUGCGUUGCUUUCCAAAGAGGAAACAGGCCUAAAUAGUUGAGUUUAAACAGUUUUCCAUUGCCUUUGGAACAGUUUGGAUUACUUGAGCUGAUUUGAGAAAAAAAAAACAAGGUUGCUCCUUAAACAUCGUCUUAGCUAUAACGUAGCUGAACAAAAAUAACUGGACAGUUUGUGUGAUUCAAAAUAAGCUGUACAUAUGUAAAUACCUUACAUUCUAAACCUGCGUAAAGGGUAUGUAGUCUUAAGCGAAUAUGUUGAAAACGUUCUCUAUGGGGGUGGAUAACGUAAGCCAUGAGUUAUCGCUAAAUCCAGCAGAUCGCUAUGAAAUGAAAUCAGCGUAAGCGUUUUAGUCGAAGUCUUAAGUGUAUGCGGCAGAUUGUUUUUAUUGAUUUAAGGGCAAGAUUGCACGAAAAAAGCCCGCGUCACUUCACAUACCAACACUCCUUUGCAAGUCUUCCAAAAAACUUUUGAUCUUUGAACCAGAUGAUUUUCGUAGGUUUUAAGAGGUUUAAUUAAUCAUGGAAAUAAUAAAUUGUUGACCCUCAACAAGAGUACAGCACGGGAAUUGCAUUUAGCAUUCGUAAUUUUCCAAUGAAGAACGAAUUUUUUUUAUUGAAGCUAUUCAAUUGGGGUUAAUACGUGAGCUUACCGUAAUACCGUAAAAAUAAAUUGAUUCAGUUAACUGCAGUACACAAUAUGGUCAUGUUAUCAUUAAAACAUACAGCUAGGGACAGCUAAAUCGUUUGAAGUAUGGGAAGUAAUAAACUAAUGUGGUCAACUUUUACACAUCGGUUGGUACACAGAGUCAUCUCGGCUUGCAAUUGCUUCAUGCCAAAUUUCCGCAGUUUACUCUGAAUAGUUUUGACUUAUUCUUUUGAUGGAUUUCGACCAGAGGGCCCCCUUAUGUACCUCGGCUAAAAUUCAAAGAUCAGCUGACAGACGUUCGGAUCAGUAAGAUAGUAAUAACCCUCCGGUUGGCUAAUGAAUACUCUUCGCAUAUGCAAGAACUCGGGAACUCGGGGAGAUAUUGUUUAUAAAUAUGUAUGGUAAGUAAGAUCGGAAAGGAAGGAAAGGAAACUCUUUAUUCGCACUAUUUCAAGAGGUUACUACAGAUUAUAAAAGUCAGAA